CCACUACCACCGAACACCAGUGCUUCUAUCGUAUCGAACGGGUAUGAAGGGGGUAUAGGAAAAAGGCACGAGAUAACAAUCUAAUUAUCUCGAAAGACUCUAAUCAAUUGCAGUAUCUUGAACUUGAUCGUAAAAAAAUACUCCUACUGAUUUGUUGUUGUUUGCCGCAGCCCAAAAAUCUAAGUCGUAUUUUGAAUACAAAACAUAUUGGACUUUCUCUACUAACGAGUCCAUAAUUAGAUAGCCUUUAGUACGAGUUGAGCACGUUGACUAGACCAGACAUCAAAUUGUAAUGAGAAUUUUCGGCAUUGAAUAUGCCCCGUUGUUGGUUCCUUUGGAAAGACGAAAACAAACAUGGGCCGUGUUUGUUUGGAUUGGAUCCUUCUUCUUCAUGGGACCUAUUGGUGUUUUGGGUCUCUUAUACAUGUUCUUUUACACAAGUUUCUACUUUUUCCCCUUACUAUACAUUGCCUGGUAUGUAGCUGACUGGAAAACAGCUGAGACUGGAGGCAGGAGAUGGAAUUGGGUACGAAAAUGGUCACUGUGGAAAGAUUAUGCAUCCUAUUUUCCUGUUACGUUGGUGAAAGAAGCAGAGCUAGAUCCUCAGUUUAACUACUUUGUUGGUUCUCAUCCCCAUGGAAUUUUGUGUUCUGGAGCCUUUUGCAACUUUGCUACGGAAGGGACAAAUGUCUCACAAGUCUUCCCUGGGAUUACCUUUACACUUACCACUUUGAGCUGCCAAUUUGUGAUGCCCUUCUACAGGGAAUUUUUCAUGACUAGUGGAGCAGUCACUGCUUCCAAAAAUAGCAUUAAUUACAUCUUAGGAAGUAAUAGUGGAGGAAAUGCUGUAGUGCUGGUUGUUGGAGGGGCACCAGAAUCUCUAGACACUCAUCCCAAUCUUGAAAACAUCUCUCUGAUUCUGAAACCAAGGAAGGGUUUUAUUCGGCUGGCACUGAAACAUGGUGCUCACUUAGUUCCAUCAUUUUCUUUUGGGGAAAGUGAAGUCUACGAUCAAGUUGACAACCCUCGCGGAUCCAGACUAAGAAAUAUUCAAGAUUACCUUCAGAAGAUGAUUGGACUAGCACCUGUUAUAAUUAAGGGAAGAGGAAUAUUUCAGUAUUCCUUUGGAAUCAUUCCAUACCGCAGACCGAUCACAACUGUUGUGGGUAAACCCAUUCUAGUGGAGAGGACAGGUAAUCCUACGGAAGAGCAAGUCGAUGAGUUACACGCAAGAUAUAUGGAAGAACUAGUGGCUCUCUUUGAUCGACACAAAAAUAAAUACUACCCAUCCAAUAUCAAGUUGAAAAUUUUUUGAAGUUUCAAACCAGUCAAUAGUCUAUCUAAUGUUCCCCUUUAUUACUGUUACAAGUAUGGGGUAUGCCAUUUGUUUAUAAAAAGUUAAACAGUCAGUUAACUGAUGUGUGAUUUUCAAGUCAUCGUAACAAUACACAGUGCAGGGUAUAAAACUAA
Messenger RNA from Daphnia pulicaria, 1470 nucleotides. RefSeq names its product 2-acylglycerol O-acyltransferase 2-A-like. The transcript is spliced from 4 exons. Lineage: Eukaryota; Metazoa; Arthropoda; Branchiopoda; Diplostraca; Daphniidae. Gene Ontology annotation, biological process: triglyceride biosynthetic process. Gene Ontology annotation, molecular function: diacylglycerol O-acyltransferase activity. The record is from RefSeq and is a predicted model, not a curated record. Bases 293 to 1315 code for a protein of 340 amino acids. Gene Ontology annotation, cellular component: endoplasmic reticulum membrane.